CCUGCAUACCACAGACAUUUUUUUUUUUUGUCUCCAGCUUUCAUCCCUAACCCUAAUCUAUAAUCUCUUUUACAUAGGCUUGAAACAUACUUCUGAACUCACUUUAAAUAUGAUUGGCUUGUUGCUUCUACCAAGCUUUUAAACUGAAACCACAGAAUAAAUCCUGCUGGAGCUCAUUCUUCUGUUCUUUUUAUGGGACAGGAAUUACCUGCCAGCAGAUUGCUGAAGUUCCAAGUAAAAACCUAUGCUUCAUGGAGGAGGGCACAAAAGACCUAGGGACGAAUGUGCCUUGGGCCAGGAGGCAUCCAUCACGGCCAGAAUCUUUCCCAUUUGAGUAGCUCUGUGCUUGCAUGUGGACAUAAGCAAUCCCUGGGAUGUGGAAUAUAGCUCUACCAACUUGAAUAAGUACAUGUUACACUUUGUAGACAGCUGGCUUAUUUUCUUGAAUAGAGGUUAGCUUGCCAAUGUUUCCCCUUUAGCAGAGCAGAGAAUGUUCAAGAACUGGGCGCUUCUCCAGAAAACACUGGCCGUCCUGAGAAUCUCAGGGACUCAAAGCAGCUCUGAUGACAUUUAAGGAGCCUUCCUCUGAGGGCUGAACUUACCUCCCAGAAAGUGUAGAGCUGAAUCACUAAGGACACAAAUGGAAAGGGAGGGGCAAAAAGUGAAGGCUUUAUAUUUCCUCUUCAGGGACGCAGCUCCAAUCUCUCCUACCAAACUGCCCACUUCACCACCAGAAAGCAACAAAGGUAGUGCUGGUCCUAAAAUGGAUUUUCUCAGCACAACAAAUGUUGAAUUUUGCCUUGAUGUUUUCAAAGAGCUGAACAAUAACCAUGCUGAAGAUAAUAUCUUCUUUUCCCCACUGAGUCUGCUUUAUGCUCUAAGUAUGAUACUCCUUGGUGCCAGAGGAAACAGUGCAGAACAGAUAGAAAAGGUGCUUCACUUUAAUCAUAUUGCAGAAUCAUUAAAGCCAGAGUUUAAGGACUCAGCUAAGUGCAGCCAAACUGGAAGGAUUCACUCAGAGUUUGGAGCCCUAUUAUCUCAAAUCAACCAGCCAGACUCUAACUAUACCCUAAGCAUCGCUAACAGACUCUACGGGACACAGACGAUGCCAUUCUAUCAGCAAUUUUUAAGUUGUUCUGAGAAACUGUAUCAAGCCAGGCCUCAAGUUGUUGAUUUUCAAAAGUCUGCAGAAGAAACCAGGCAAACUAUUAAUGCUUGGGUUGAAAGCAAAACUAAUGCAGUGACUCUCAAAAGUAUCUUGUCAAUUGAUGGAUGUUAUUCAAAUUCAGUUAUAGGAAAAAUUACAAACCUUUUUGGAAAGGACACAAUUGACCCUUCUUCUGUGAUGGUCCUGGUGAAUGCCAUAUAUUUCAAAGGACAAUGGCAAAAUAAAUUUCAGGAAAGAGAGACAAUUAAAACCCCUUUUCAGCUAAGUGAGGGUAAGAGCGUAAUUGUGGAAAUGAUGUAUCAAGCGGGAAGGUUUAAACUGGCCUUCAUAAAGGAGCCGCAGAUGCAAGUGCUUGAGUUGCCCUACGUGCAGGACAAACUAAGCAUGAUCAUCCUGCUUCCCACGGGCAGGGUGACUCUAGAACAGAUAGAGAAGAGGCUGAAUGUGAAGACAUUUCGCAAAUGGACCAGCUCCUCCAACAUGAAGGAAAGGGACGUCGAAGUCCAUUUGCCCCGAUUCAAACUGGAGAUCAAGUAUGAGCUGAAUUCCCUGCUAAAAUCUCUCGGGAUGACAGAUGUCUUCCACCAGAGUAAAGCUGAUCUGUCUGGAAUGUCACCAGCCAAGGGGCUGUAUGUAUCAAAGGUCAUCCACAAGUCAUAUGUGGAUGUCAACGAAGAGGGCACAGAGGCAGCAGCAGCCACUGGGGACAACUUUGUCAUUAAACGACUCCCCAUCCGAGUUCAGUUCAUGGCGAACCAUCCUUUCCUGUUCUUCAUAAGGCACACUGGCACCAACACCAUUCUUUUCUGUGGCAAACUUGCCUCUCCCUAAGCAAAUGGGGUUGAGCAAGGCUCAGAGUCACAAAGGAGGUACAGGGAUAAACCCAUGACUCAGAGCAGUUCCCACCUAUCACACCUUUGUGCCCAAGUUUGCUUGUCUGAAAAAUGGGUCUAGGAUCUCUCCCAACUAAUUCCAUGAGUUACUGAACCCUAAGGUUAUGAUAACCAUGGAAGAAUGUAUAUUUACAGAAAAUGGCUUUCUGGCUCUCUUCUCUUUGGGGCCUCAUUUUAGUACUGUCCGGUGACAUAAUCAAGUCAUUGAGGGAAAUUUUAAACAAUUACAUUUUCUUGACUUGUGUAUAUCUGUGAGUUCUUGAAUAAGUGACCACUCCACCUCUAGUAAACCAAUCAAAGGGUUCCCAUUUUGGUUGGAUUUUAAAAUAUUGUCAUUUUCCUUGCAUUUGUAAAUGUAACAUCCUGAAUUUUAGUUCAAACUUCUGUAUUGACUAUAAUAAAUACAUGAAAUGCC
Pipistrellus kuhlii (Kuhl's pipistrelle) is the source of this 2476-nucleotide messenger RNA. RefSeq names its product serpin family B member 11 (gene SERPINB11). Bases 641 to 1999 code for a protein of 452 amino acids. The transcript is spliced from 9 exons. NCBI's taxonomy places the organism in Eukaryota, Metazoa, Chordata, Mammalia, Chiroptera, Vespertilionidae. Gene Ontology annotation, molecular function: serine-type endopeptidase inhibitor activity. The record is from RefSeq and is a predicted model, not a curated record. Gene Ontology annotation, biological process: negative regulation of endopeptidase activity.